Molecule: messenger RNA, 3516 nt
Organism: Penicillium egyptiacum
Lineage: Eukaryota; Fungi; Ascomycota; Eurotiomycetes; Eurotiales; Aspergillaceae
Source: the annotation of a GenBank genome assembly
AUGCCGGCGCAGAUCGCGGACACCACGCGUGGCCCGUCUGGAGCGGUCCCAGGGGCCCCUGCUCAACACAUGGCACCGGAUACUAACGAAAGUCAAGGCCAAUCACACCACUUGGGUCUCAAAGAAGAAGAUAUUGCAAGCAGGGGCUCCGGGGACACUCGGUCUGCCUCCGCGCAGAGAUCUUUGGACACUAUGAUUGACUUGGAAUCCCAAGAUUCCGAAGAUGAUUCUGAAAUUUCUCCAUUGUCGGACUAUCUCCCUCCAUUGCGUUCAGCUUCACGAUUAGUUCGCUUCUUCCCAGAGCUAUCCUCACACUUUUCCGUUGUCUCCCCGGUCAGCGCUGAUUCCAAUAUGGACCGCUCGAUGGGACACUCAUUCUUCGAGCGGGAACUAGAAGAACGCGUGCAGACUUUAUAUCGAAGUUCUGCAGACGUCGCUCCGGAUGCACAUGGGUCUGUCGAUCAAGCGGAGAUUACCCUCCCAUCUUCUGGAUCUGAUGAGACUUUGGAUUGUGCUUCAUCAUGCUACAGUCCUCGCUCUUCGGUGACCAGUGUCGGCAGCACGUUUUGGGGAGAUGAUGAACGAUACCCUUACAAAACGGCUGAUGCAUACUCGAUCUAUUCCCCUGUCGCCGCCGGCGUCUUUGACGAUGCCCAUUCCAUAUGUUCGUCGCGGCCUUCCUCAAUAGUGGCGCCCUGCCACCUGCACGUGUCAAAACCCGCCUGCGCAAUCCCCAUCACCAAAGAGGUAUCAAUCAACGACCUCAAGAACAAGCCCUUGCCACUAGAGCCAUCCUUCGCUCCCAGUUCAGCCGCAAGUAACCCCAGCGACUCCCCCCUUUCGGCGGUUUCACCACGCUUCAAGUCACAGUGGUCAACACAAUACUCCAAGAGAGACUCGCUGAUCCCGUUGCAACACCCCGCCACGGUGAGCCAUGGCGACUGGAAAAAAUCCAUGAUACACCGGUUGAAUAACCACCGACAAUCCGACAAUCCAUGCGAUACUUGCGGACACAGUCAGCGUCAGCCGCAGCGUCAUGGUCGACAACGGUCAGAUCUGGUGAUCGCUGGUCGUCGAGCCCGCCAUGUCCCAACAUUGUCGCAGGCUACCGAGGAACUCGAAGAUGCCCUCACGGCCCUGGCUGAUCAAGAUUUGUCUCACAAGACACUGCUGAUCCUCGAUGGGCCGUUGCAGAUCAGCCGCCAUAACGGGGACUUGAUUGCUACCCGGCCCGCGCCCCUCCCCCCUUCCACGAAGCCUCACUCACAAACACCACAAGGGAAAUCGGCACUGAAGGACAGCAGUCGGGUCAACACGAUCAAAUCGAGAGACCUAAGUUCAACCAAAGAAAAAAGCCAAAACCUCAGUAAGAGGGAGGCGAAAGACGAGCCUCGUCGGUCGGGCAGGGAUAAGGAGAUGGAGAUGGAUGAGAAGCCCGACGCAAAAAAUACUCCAACUUCCAAGGAAAACAUCAAAAAAGCGAAAUCCAAGAAAUCUUUCCUGGCAUUUCGCAAGCAAAGCCAAGCGCCGCGCGAUGCAGUUAGCGUCAGCUCACGGUCGGAGGACUCCCUCCACAUGACGUUGGAAUCGCAUUCUGCCGAUCCCCUUGACCUGGCCCCCACGCGCGACAGCCUGCUACUUCAAUUACCUCGUCUACAAACUAACCAUCUCGGGAAUCCCUUCGACACCGUUGCGGAAAAAGCAGUGUUGUCGGGUAGCCCCGGCCUAGUCGCCAUGGAGGGCGUGAAACUAGAGGAGAAGCCCAUAGCCUCCAAAAUCCGUCAGAGCUGGGCUUUGGUCUCGACUGCCCAGGCGAGCAGCGUCCAACUCACAGAACACAUCUAUGAACUUCCCGCUACUCCCCCGUCGCCUUCAUCCGCGCUCCCUUCCCAGGCCGAGCGCAAUGUCCCAGUCAAUAUCACUCUUCCCGAAGAUAUGCCGAUGGAUUUGAUUCUGUCAAUCAUGCAGAACAUCGACUCUCUGGAUGACCUUUUCAACUUCGUCCUCGUCAACAAAAAGAUCUACACCGCGUUCAAAGGUCGCGAGCUGCCCAUGCUGAAAAAUGCCCUGUUCAAGAUGUCUCCGCCCGCUUGGGAAAUGCGUGAGAUGAGUCCGCCAUGGGAAAUUGAGUGGCAGCCACUUAUAGACCCCGACUCCCAGGUUCCGGAGUACACUCCCACGCUGUAUCUGCAGAGGUACGCACAGGAUAUCUACACCCUUGCCAAGCUGAAGACGUUGGUCCUUGCGCGAUGCGCUCCGUUCCUGCGUCGCGAUACCAUUCGUGGUCUGGCGGGCGUGGAUAACACCCGCGCUGAGGAAGUCGACGAUGCGUUCUGGCGACUGUGGACCUUCUGUCGGAUUUUUGGUAGUGGCAAGGGGCGGGAGAAUGAUAUCGCUGGCCAAAUGGACUGGUUGAAGGGUGGUGUGCAGGCGAAGGAUCAUUUCACCUCAGCUUCGACGAUGACCCAGCCUUUCGGUAUGAAUAAUGUCCUAUUUGAACCGCCCGAGGGAUUCGGUCGUGGGAAUCUUUCUGGUCUAUCGCAAAAGCAGAUGUACGAUCUGACGGAGAUCUGGACAUGCAUGGGUGUUCUGUUACAGCCGUUGCAUGGAAAGUGCAUUGAAGCUCGCAAGGUGGGCAUUUUUGAUGGCAUGAAUGUCCCAGAUGGUGAUCUAGCUCGCGAAGAAACCGUUCUCGAGGAGUGGACUUCAUACAUUCUCACGCUCGGUCUGGGCGCAGUGUUAACACUCAGCUCAGUCUGCCCGGCCGAUACCACUGCCGCCACAUUCACUAAAGCGAAGUCAAUUGGUCUCGCCAAAUGGGAACCAACCGAAACCGAAGCAAGUCGAUCAUCAUUCCUGAAAGAAGCAGUCUCGCGCGCCUACGAGCUCCAAGAACGUGCACUCGACAGCCCUAACGAAACAAGCCCGCAAAAAGCAAGCCCCGUCGAAAACGACCGCGAGAUCCGUGAGCGCCAAGCUGGAUUCGCCCACGAGCUUCGUCGCCGCCGUGAACGCGGUCUCGAUGCAGACCCCACAGGCCGGUUAUCCUUCUCUGCCGAACGCCCUAUGUCGGAGUUCAGCACUAUUGUCCAUAAUCUCAACGGCUCGAUUCGAGGUCACCGGCCCGCUCAAUCUGUGCCUUCUGUGCCUGCUCUCGUUCUUGACAGGUCGACCUCAACUGCUGGGACGGCUCCUCGUACCCCGACUCACCCAUCCGAUCCUUCCACUGCCUUUGCUUCGUCGUACAAUCCUCCGCCUCUGCGGCCGCAGGUCCUGGACCCUGUUGACCGCGCCAUUGAUAUGAUGGUCAAUCAGCUUGGCUUUAGUCCGCAAGAUGCUAAGUGGGCUCUUAAGAUUACGGAUACUGGUGAAGGGAUUGAUGCUACUGCUGCUGUGCAGUUGCUUCAACGUCAGCGGAAGAAAAAUGAGCGCAAUCCCUAUGGUCAAGGCGAUACCCUGCUGUCGGAUGUUAUUAAGCGUCAAAAGUCACAAGAGUUGGGCUGGCGCUGGGCUUGA